This is a messenger RNA of Pieris brassicae (large cabbage white), 1041 nucleotides long. RefSeq lists its product as uncharacterized. The record is from RefSeq and is a predicted model, not a curated record. The coding region runs from base 99 to 923 and encodes 274 amino acids. NCBI's taxonomy places the organism in Eukaryota, Metazoa, Arthropoda, Insecta, Lepidoptera, Pieridae. The transcript has 4 exons.
AAGCACUGAUAAUUUGCGAUUAAUGAUAAGAUACGAGAUGUGAACAACUGAACAGUCAUGAGUCACACCUGCCACUGUGGACACCGUAUGUCCAGACGAUGGCGUGCUGUGCCAAUCUCGCGCCUGCGUUGUUGCUGCACGUCAAUUUGUUACUGAUGGUGCUGGUAGGCGGAGUUUUGCUGACGGGGCUGCGUGCAUGCUGGGACCCUACACUUUAUGUGCCAGCACGCGAACUUUUUCCGCUCGAGUAUCGUGUUACCGCUGUUCUGCUGCCUACUCUGGGCCUUGUCACGCUAAUCGCCAGUCACGCUGCUCUUCUUGCGCUACGAUCUCAUCGCCGCACACUGCGUCGCGUGCUUCUUUAUCUGUACGCUGGAAUUCUCGUGGCAUGCAGCAUUGCACAAACAGCAUGUGGAGCCUGGGUGUGGGCACGGUCCACCGAGUGGAGCCAGGGUGAGCAAGCGCGAGAGGUCCGACGCGCGGCGGCAUUAGGUGAACACUUACAACCAUUACUAGAAGAGUUAGCACAGUGGCCAUCACUACCCCAGAUCGCGCGUGUGGCCGCACUGAUGCGCGAAGCACGCGAUGAUCUGCCGCGUGAGCUUCGAGCGCUGAGCGCUGCUGCCGUAAUGCUAUUGACGUUGCAAUUACUAGCAGCACUGUUAGCGCUGAUCUCGGCUAUUGGCCCACCACGCCGCGCGCCUUCAUUACUCACACUCUCCACACCACUCAGACAUUUAUAUUUGACGUUGAGGGUAGCAGUCGCAAAGGAAAGUCUCGAGCGGUGUACCGUGGCGGGAGACUGUGGCUGCUGCAGGAUGACCGCAACGACGACGCGCCACUCGCCUUCACCUGAGACACCGUGCGCCAGCCGCUACUCACAACUGCCCAUUUGCACGAGGACAUUCACACUUCAGACAUGAAUAUUCGUGUAAUAAAACUGCUAUGUGAUAAACUAUAACUGUAAAAGAUGUUUAAGUAAUUUUGAGUUAUACUUGUAACAGAUAAGCAGGUUAUGAUUGUCAAAAAUAAAAAUCAAUA